This is a messenger RNA of Rangifer tarandus platyrhynchus (Svalbard reindeer), 2391 nucleotides long. The record is from the annotation of a GenBank genome assembly. Lineage: Eukaryota; Metazoa; Chordata; Mammalia; Artiodactyla; Cervidae.
AUGUAUCAUUCCUUGUCUGAAACUAGACACCCUCUGCAACCAGAAGAACAAGAAGUGGGCACUGACCCCUUGUCGAGUUACUCAAGCAAGCCUGGAGGAGAUUCAAAUCAAAAUGGAAGAAGAAUAAGUUCUUUAGACUCUGAUGGGACUUUUAAUUCCUAUAGGAAAGAAUGGGAAGAACUAUUUGUAAACAACAAUUACUUGGCAACAAUAAGGCAGAAGGGGAUUAAUGGGCAGCUGAGAAGCAGCAGGUUCCGCAGCAUUUGCUGGAAGCUUUUUCUUUGUGUUCUUCCUCAAGAUAAAAGUCAGUGGAUAAGUAAAAUUAAAGAACUAAGAGCAUGGUAUAGCAGCAUUAAAGAAAUACACAUCACAAACCCUAGGAAGGUUGUUGGGCAGCAAGACUUGAUGAUCAAUAACCCCCUUUCCCAGGAUGAAGGGAGUCUUUGGAACAAAUUCUUCCAGGAUAAAGAACUUCGAUCAAUGAUUGAACAAGACGUCAAAAGAACGUUUCCUGAAAUGCAGUUUUUCCAACAAGAAAGUGUGAGAAAAAUUCUUACAGAUGUUCUUUUCUGUUAUGCUAGAGAAAACGAGCAGUUGCUUUAUAAACAGGGGAUGCACGAGCUGCUGGCUCCUAUCGUCUUUACCCUCCACUGCGACCACCAGGCCUUUCUCCAUGCCAGUGAGUCUGCGCAGCCAAGGCAAGAAAUGAAAACUCUCCUGAAUCCUGAAUAUCUGGAACAUGAUGCCUAUGCCAUGUUCUCACAGCUUAUGGAAACUGCUGAACCUUGGUUUUCUACUUUUGAGCAUGAUGGUCAAAAGGGGAAAGAAACCCUGAUGCCUCCUAUCCCCUUUGCUAGACCACAGGAUUUGGGGCCAACAAUUGCUAUUGUUACUAAAGUCAACCAGAUCCAGGAUCAGCUACUGAAGAAGCAUGAUAUUGAGCUUUACAUGCACCUGAACAGACUAGAAAUUGCACCACAGAUAUAUGGGUUACGGUGGGUGCGGCUGCUGUUUGGCCGAGAGUUCCCGCUGCAGGACCUCCUGGUGGUCUGGGACGCCCUGUUUGCCGAUGGCCUCACCCUGACUUUGGUUGACUAUGUCUUCGUGGCCAUGUUGCUCUACAUACGAGAUGCUUUGAUCUCCAGUAACUACCAGACCUGUCUUGGCCUUCUGAUGCAUUACCCACUCAUCGGGGACGUUCACUCACUGAUCCUUAAGGCUCUGUUCCUUCGUGACCCAAAGAGAAAUCCAAGACCAGUGACUUAUCAAUUCCAUCCAAAUUUAGAUUAUUACAAAGCCCGAGGAGCAGAUCUCAUGAAUAAAAGCCGGACCAAUGCCAAAGGCGCUCCCCUAAAUAUAAAUAAGGUCUCAAACAGCCUGAUUAACUUCGGAAGGAAGCUGAUUUCUCCCGCGGUGGCCCCGGGCGGUGCUGGCGGCCCCGCGGCAGCCGGCAGUGGCGGCGCCCCCUCCCCGGCCGCAGCUCCCACCAAGAGCUUGGCGGAAGCCCCCAGGCACGCCCUGCAGCAGCAGCAGCAGCAGCGGCUGAUGAAAUCGGAAAGCAUGCCCGUGCAGCUGAACAAAGGUGAUGUAGUUACAGGAAGUGAAGCUCAGGUUUCUGUUCCUGUCCAGACCCUAACUGACCUCCCAGGACAAAGUUCUAAAAACAUCAGUUCCUCUCCGAGCAUUGAGAGUUUGCCUGGAGGGAGAGAGUUCACCGGCUCCCCACCUUCAUCUGCUGCUAAGAAGGAUUCCUUUUUCAGCAACAUCUCCCGAUCGCGCUCACACAGCAAAACUAUGGGCAGAAAAGAAUCUGAAGAAGAAUUAGAAGCCCAAAUUUCCUUCCUUCAAGGACAGUUGAAUGACCUGGAUGCCAUGUGCAAAUAUUGUGCGAAGGUGAUGGACACUCAUCUUGUAAAUAUUCAAGAUGUGAUAUUACAAGAAAAUUUGGAGAAAGAGGAUCAGAUUCUGGUUUCCCUGGCCGGACUGAAGCAGAUCAAAGACAUCCUGAAGGGCUCCCUGCGUUUCAACCAGAGCCAGCUGGAGGCCGAGGACAACGAGCAGAUCAGCAUCGCAGACGACCACUACUGCUCCAGUGGCGCCGCCCAGCAGGCCCCGCCAGCAGCCCCGGGGCGCCGGGAGCGGCCUGGCGCGGACGACUUCGUCCUGGUCUCCAAGGACGGCGAGGAGCGCGGCGCCGGGCCCAGCCCAGCGGGCCAGGCCCAGCCAAUGCGGCCGCUCCGGGGCGCCGCCCGGCCGGCGCUCGUGUUCUCCGACCCGCUGACCGGCCCGGCCUCCGCCUCCUCCAGCAACCCCAGCUCCAGCCCCGACGACGACAGCAGCGGCCACAGCAAGGACUCGGGCUUCACCAUCGUGAGCCCCUUGGACCUCUGA